UUAUCCACAGAGAACACAUUUCCUGGUGUCCAAUUUCGAAUAUACGCAAUGAAGAACAUACGUUUCUUAGUUUUGUUACUGGUUGGAAUUGUAGGAGUGUAUGCUAAAAGCGUGGACCGCACACCGUUUGUGGUCAAUGGACAAUUUGCUGACUAUGUACCCCAUAAUGCGUACAUACUUUUUAUGACCGAGCAACUGGCUGGAUUUUUCGGAGGUGGUUCACUAAUAAGUAAUCGUCACAUACUGACCGCUGCUCAAAACAUCCUAGGAUACUCCAUUUGGGACAUCGGCUUAGGAGGAAAUUCGAUCUUUGCUAACCAAGUAUUCUACAGAUCCAGAAAUGCUGUCAUGCAUCCUCAGUUCAACGCUACCACCAGGCAGAAUGAUAUCGGAAUCAUUUUUUUGCCCAACACGAUUGAUAUCAGCGGUACACUUAUCCGGAGAAUACCACUUUCCCCUGCAGCUACAUCGCUAAGAUUACCACUAGAAAACGAACAAGGUUACGUAGUAGGUUACGGAAACAACAGAAUUCCAGGUCCUAAUAGUUACCUUCUGCAAGGUUUUCAACGGGUUAACAGCGAAACUCGUUGCAAGCAGUUUUAUCAGGUGCAAUCGGAUCGGUUCUGCGCCGAAGAUGCUCUCGUGAAUGCUUGCAAUGGUGACAUCGGAGCUGGAUUCGUUGUGCACAUUAAUAACCAGCAGAUCCUGACAGGUAUUGCUUCUGCUAUCAUGGACAAUUGUAGUCCCGGAAAGCCAACCCUGUACACCCGAGUGCAGCACUAUCUGGACUGGAUUCAGCUCAUCACGGGUCCGCUAGCGUAAAAUUCCACUACAAGGGUGAAUAUGCUGAAGGAUCUGUGAUAGAAAGAUUUAUUGCAAAUAUCGAAUUAACAUAGAUUAAUUUAUUGUAUCUUAAAAUAAAGCCACUUAUCAAACGAAA
Molecule: messenger RNA, 940 nt
Organism: Wyeomyia smithii (pitcher-plant mosquito)
Lineage: Eukaryota; Metazoa; Arthropoda; Insecta; Diptera; Culicidae
Product: chymotrypsin-like
Exons: 3
Coding region: 49-822 (257 amino acids)
Biological process (GO): proteolysis
Molecular function (GO): serine-type endopeptidase activity
Source: RefSeq, a predicted model, not a curated record